GGUGUAUUAAUUAAAAACAAUUGUUGAAAAACAAUUAGUAUUUUGCAACAGAAACCGUUUACGCCAAACGGCAACAGAACACGAGUUUCUAUAGGACAAACUCAGGUAGGUCCCGCCCCGUUCGGUUCUUAACCGGUUUCCGUUGCAAGACAUGAUGAGUACAUCACCGUUUUGUGGAUUGUUGUAGCACGACGGACACUAUUCCCGUUCUCCGUAAUUAUUCGACCUUUCGCUGAUCUUGACUGUUUCGGAGGAUAGUCUAGUACCGCAAUUGAACAAUGUUUGCAGUCAGGAGUGCAUUCCGCCUGGGUGCAAGAAUCACUGAGAUUUCAAGACGAGGAUGCGCUGUCGGUCUUCCCGUGGAUGAUGUCGUCAACGGGCUUACGGAGGAGCAGAUACAACUCCGACAGACAAUCCGGAGGUUCCUAGCCGAGAAGCUGGCACCCAUUGCCGAUGAGAUUGACAAGAGUAAUGAAUUUGUUGGGAUGCGGGACUUUUGGAGGGACAUGGGUGAUAUGGGACUUCUGGGUAUCACUGCCCCAUUGGAUUAUGGUGGUUCAGGAUUGGGUUACCUAGAUCAUGUGAUUGUGAUGGAGGAAAUGUCGCGAGUGUCGGCAGCUGUCGCCCUCAGCUACGGGGCCCAUUCGAACCUCUGCGUCAAUCAGAUGGUGCGCCAUGGCAACGCGAAGCAGAAGGACAAGUACAUGGCCAAGCUCAUGACAGGAGAGCACGUGGGUGCCUUGGCAAUGAGUGAGCCCAACGCCGGAUCUGAUGUGGUGUCCAUGAAACUGAAGGCCAGGAAAGAAGGUGACCACUACAUUCUUAACGGUGGAAAGUUCUGGAUCACCAACGGGCCAGAUGCAGACGUUCUCAUUGUGUACGCUAAGACAGACCCGGAGGCUCACCAAAAGGGUAUCACAGCUUUCAUUGUGGAGAAGGGUAUGCCAGGGUUUAGCACAGCACAGAAGCUGGAUAAACUGGGAAUGAGGGGAUCCAACACUUGUGAACUUAUCUUUGAGGACUGCAAGAUUCCAGUGGAGAAUGUCUUGGGUCCUCUCAACAAGGGAGUCUAUGUGAUGAUGACUGGACUCGACCUGGAGAGACUUGUGCUCGCAGCAGGACCUAUCGGCAUUAUGCAAGCUGUGAUGGACUUUUCCGUUCCCUACCUGCACGUUAGAGAAGCUUUCGGACAGAAGAUUGGACAUUUCCAGUUGAUGCAAGCUAAGAUGGCUGACAUGUACACGCGCCUGGGUGCAUGUAGACAGUAUCUGUAUAAUGUGGCACGAGCCUGUGACAAGGGACACUCUAAUUCCAUGGACUGUGCUGGGGUCAUUCUUUAUUGUGCUGAGAAUGCCACUCAAGUUGCCCUGGAUGGAAUUCAGUGCCUGGGUGGCAAUGGCUACAUUAAUGAUUACCCCAUGGGCCGUUUCCUGAGGGACGCCAAGCUGUACGAGAUCGGAGCAGGCACCAGUGAGGUGCGCAGGCUCAUCAUUGGUCGAGCCUUCAAUGCCAUGUACAAGUAGACCUUGAAAUCUGAAGAGAAGUACACGCACUGGAUCACGACUCACCCAAAGGCCUUACACGAAAUACCAUUAUACACUCUUAGAAAGGUUUCUAAAAGGGUUCUUUGCCUGUCCCUGUGUAGGAGAACCCUGUAUUGGUUCCAGGUAGAACCCUUUCACUCAAUAAAGAACUGUUUUUAAGAACCCUUUAGUGAAAAGUCUCUACCUUGGACCAAAACGGUCCCUGUAGGAGAAACAGCCGAGGGAACACUUUAUGAUUCUCCAUAUCAGCUUUAGUCACGGGCAACAGGCACCGAAAUAGCAUCAACAGAUGAUAAUUCAUCUGGUGUGGACUUAGCUCUCUGCCUCCAGUGUUUUAGAUACAAUAAGUAGUCUGGUAUCAACCUAAUUAAACUGUAUUUAUCAUACUUUUAACAUUUCCUAUUUCAGUGUAACAAUUUAAUUUAUGGCAUUUAAAUAGGGUUUUAUUGAUUCUACCUUGCAGUGAAAUGACCUUAGUCUAUAUAGUGGAGGAAUCUAGUAGUGUGCGUCUGAAGCAGUGAACCAUACAAUAUGCUCUAUUAUGCAAAGAGUUCUUGCAAGCCGCAGCAUUUUUAAAUCAUGACAAACUUCAGAUUAAAAUUUCCCCCUUCCGUUAGUUGUUGCCUUCCAUUGGUGUUUCCUGGGUACAUGGCUUUGUACACAAGUGGCUACCAUUAACGACUUUUAAAACUAUCGUUAUGUUUUUAUGUUGUCACUCUUUCUUAUUUUUUUUCCAAAGUAUUUGUAAACUUUCCAUUUCUCAGUGGUGUUGAGCUGUGUAGAAAAUCUUCUCCAUGAAUGAAUGUGAAGUGAAGAUUGUUUUUGCUGACUAUGUACUUGUACCAAACAAUGAUUUUCUAUAAUGGAAAUAUCAUUGUUUACUUUUAAGAGCAUAUUCGAAUGGUUAAAUCAACUAAAAAUUGUCUGAUAGGAAGAAGAAAAAAAAUGCAAGAUUUGUUAAUUCCUCAAGAUUUUGUUUCAAACUAAGUAUCCAAAUUGGUUGGUGUCCUGUUUGUGUAGAAUAAAAAAUUACUUGGAUUUUGCA
Molecule: messenger RNA, 2589 nt
Organism: Oncorhynchus masou masou (cherry salmon)
Lineage: Eukaryota; Metazoa; Chordata; Actinopteri; Salmoniformes; Salmonidae
Gene: ivd
Product: isovaleryl-CoA dehydrogenase
Exons: 12
Coding region: 279-1523 (414 amino acids)
Biological process (GO): L-leucine catabolic process
Cellular component (GO): mitochondrion
Molecular function (GO): 3-methylbutanoyl-CoA dehydrogenase activity; flavin adenine dinucleotide binding
Source: RefSeq, a predicted model, not a curated record